AUGGCGGGGGGGCGCGAGAAGGAGAGCAAGAAGGGCAAGAAGAAGAAGAAGAAGGGGAAGGGCGGAGGUGGAGGCGCUGGGCCGUCGCGGGAGCCCGAGGAUGAGGCAGCGCUGGCGGCGGGGGAGGAGGCGGAGUUGGCGGCGGCGCUCGAGGAGAGCGCGAGGCUGGAGGAGGAGAGGCAGGCGCCCGACGAGCAAGCGUCGUCCUCUUUGGCUGCAGAGAGGCCGCCUUCGGUGGAGGAGGAGGAGCCGCCGGACGACUUCGUCUGCCCGAUCACGACCGAGGUGAUGAGCGACCCGGUGAUGGCGGCGGACGGGCAUGCUUACGAGCGGACGGCGAUCGAGCGCUGGCUCGCGACCAAGUCGACCAGCCCGCUGACGGGCGGCGAGCUCGAGCACAGCAUCCUGGUCCCUAGUCACAUGCUGCGCCGGAUGAUCCGGGACUGGGAGGGGGCGCGCAAGGCAGCGUGA
Messenger RNA from Emiliania huxleyi CCMP1516, 471 nucleotides. RefSeq lists its product as hypothetical. The transcript is spliced from 2 exons. Lineage: Eukaryota; Haptophyta; Isochrysidales; Noelaerhabdaceae. The record is from RefSeq and is a predicted model, not a curated record. Gene Ontology annotation, molecular function: ubiquitin-protein transferase activity. The coding region runs from base 1 to 471 and encodes 156 amino acids. Gene Ontology annotation, biological process: protein ubiquitination.